This is a messenger RNA of Babesia bigemina, 2175 nucleotides long. Its product is annotated as ABC transporter family protein, putative. Lineage: Eukaryota; Apicomplexa; Aconoidasida; Piroplasmida; Babesiidae. Bases 1 to 2175 code for a protein of 724 amino acids. The record is from RefSeq and is a predicted model, not a curated record. Gene Ontology annotation, cellular component: mitochondrial inner membrane. Gene Ontology annotation, biological process: intracellular iron ion homeostasis; transmembrane transport. Gene Ontology annotation, molecular function: ATP hydrolysis activity; ABC-type transporter activity; ATP binding. The transcript has 2 exons.
AUGCCGUAUAAUGUGAACCGCUUGUGCCGAUCGUUGUCCGGCCUGUCCAAAUUCCAGAGGCAGCCUCGGACGUUGUGUACGCCGACGGAUCCGGCAGGCUGGGCGGCCAGUCGGUCCGAAAUCGGCCGUGAGGCGUGGAGGGACAUCGCAUGGGUGCGCCACAGGCGGCGUAUAAGCACCCAGAAAGCGACGCCAAACCAUGUGUCGGCGGAGCGGCGCCAGUACGAGGGCGCCGGCGCAGCCUUCCACUGCGGGUGGUCGUGCCUGGGCGGAAAGCAGGCGCCGGAGCACGCCGCGCUGCUCUCGGCCAAGCGUGCUCAUUCCACUGGGCCGAACAUCGAGCGCUCGGAGGAGAUUCAGCGCAUCAAAGCGGGCAAGGUGCUUACCCUUCGCGACCUUCUGUGGCCGAGGGACCAAAUGCUCAAAAAGCGAAUCGCCCUGAGCAUGACAUUCCUGGUUCUCUCCAAGCUGUCCACUAUCGUCAUACCGCUGUGCAUGUCGGCGAUGAUAGACGCGAUCGCGGCUAACCCGGCGGCGAACGCCGGGCUGCUGAUGAACGUGGGCCUCGGGGGGCUGAUAACCACUCCUCUGGGCAUCGCGCAGGUCUACUUGGUGGCGUAUUGCGUCGCGAGGAUAUCCGCUGCGUUCUUCACCGAAACGAGGAACGCGGUCUUCAGCACCGUCAUGGAACGCACGGGUAUGCUCAAUGCGUCGAAGAUGUUCAUGAAGAUCCACUGCCUGGACAUCGACUUCCUGAUCGCGGCGAAGUCCGGUGAAAUUUCCAACGUGUUCACGAGGGGUAUCAAGGCGAUAUCGCAGGUGCUCCGGAUUCUCGUGUUCCAGAUCGUGCCGACGGUGCUCGAGUUCGCCAUGGUCACCGCCCUGCUCUGCUACAAGCUGGGCCCCACCAUCGCGUCGCUGACGGUCGGCACGAUGAUCGUGUACGUGCUGUUCACAGCGCUGGUGACGCAGAAAAGGAUGGUGCUGCGUAAGCAGAUGGUCAACGCGGAGCAGAGCGCCGCGGGCGUGUUCACGGAUUCCAUCACCAACGCGGAGGCCGUGCGGUACUACAACGCCGAGAACAGGGAGCUGCAGCGGUACGCCUCGCAGCAGUCCGAUUACGAAAACAACGCCGUGCGGGUGCAGCAGUCGCUCGCGCUGCUCAACUUCGGGCAAAACGCCAUCUUCAACACCGGGCUCUUCUUCUCGAUGUGGCUGACGCUCCGGGGCAUUGCGGAGGGCACCGCCAACUUCGGGGACCUCAUCCUCGUCAACACGCUCCUCUUCCAGCUCGCCAUACCGCUCAACCUCAUCGGGACCAUGUACCGGGAGACUAAGACCAGCAUGGUCGACCUGCAGAAGUUCCUGAGCCUCAUGCAGCACGAGCCCAAGGUGCACGACAAGCCGGGUGCCAAGGACCUGGUGAUCAAGGCGGGCAAAAUCGAGUUCAAGAACGUGUGCCAUGCGUACGAGAACAGCGUUGGGGCGCUGAAGAUUCUGCAGGAUUUCUCGCUCACCGUGGAGCAGGGGAAGACCGUCGCCAUCGUCGGCAACUCGGGGACUGGCAAGACCACCAUCGCCAAGAUGCUGUUCAGGUUCUACGAGCCCUCGGCGGGCCAAAUACUGAUCGACGGCCAGGACAUCAGGGACGUGACCAUCAGCAGCCUCAGGAACGCGAUCGGCAUUGUGCCGCAGGACGUCGUCCUGUUCAACGAGACCAUCGAGUACAACAUCAGAUACGGGAACCCGGACGCGUCCAUGGACGACGUCGUCGCGGCGGCCAAGAGGGCCGGCAUCGACGACACCAUACGGCACCUGCCGCUGGGCUACAACACCGUGGUCGGCGAGCGGGGCAUGAAGCUGAGCGGUGGCGAGAAGCAGCGCAUCGGCAUCGCCAGGUGCUUCCUAAAGAACCCGAGCAUCCUGGUGUUCGACGAGGCCACGAGCUCGCUGGACGCGAUGACGGAGCACAAGAUACUGGCGGCGUUCAGGAGCCUCAGCGCCGACAGGACCACCAUCGUCAUCGCCCACCGGCUGUCGUCGAUCAUCGAGGCAGACGAGAUCGCGAUCUUCUGCAACGGAAAGAUAGUCGAAAAGGGUGAGACGGAACAGCUCAUGGGGAACCCGAACGGGUACCUGCAGGAGAUCAUCAGAUCGAACCAGAUUAUCCACUAA